This is a messenger RNA of Rubroshorea leprosula, 756 nucleotides long. The record is from the annotation of a GenBank genome assembly. NCBI's taxonomy places the organism in Eukaryota, Viridiplantae, Streptophyta, Magnoliopsida, Malvales, Dipterocarpaceae.
AAGUGGUAAUAGUCACUUCAGGGGAAGAAGUAAUGUGGAAGCUUAAGCUUUCGUCGCAAGGAGAUGAUCCUUGGGUUACAAGCAUGAACAAUCAUAUCGGCAGGCAGUACUGGGAGUUCGACCCCAACCUUGGAACGCCUGAGGAGCGAGCACAUGUGGAAAAGCUUCGCAAUGAUUUUACAAUGAAUAGGCUGAGGAUGGGUAGUGUUGGCCUGGCGACUACGGUGGCCCCUUGUUUCUUCUUCCUGGCUUGGGAUACAAUGGGAGCCAACUUUGAGAUGUUGUUUUCGCUGUUCAAGCAAUCCUGGCUACUGACCUUGUCAAUGAAUAUGGUUCCAUGCUUAAAAAAGCACACAACUUUAUUAGAAACACCCAGGGAAGUCAGUUUUGCAGAGUACCGCCACAUUUCCAAGGGAGGAUGGCCUUUCUCUACUCCAGACAGUGGUUGGCCUGUAUCUGAUUGCACUGCAUGUUGGAUUUUAGGUGGUAAGAAGGAAGGAGAAGGGGGGAUUGAGAGAGGACUUGGAGGAGAAGUAGAGACACCCAGAGUUCCCUCUUUUGGUCAGGUUAGAACCCAUUUUCUUCCGUUGGAGUUGUGGUGUGAAAGCUGCACCAAGAGCAGCAAAUGAAAAGAAAGCUGCACAAAAUGGCAGCAAAAUGAAAUGAAAGCAGAGCCGCACCAAGAGCAGCAACAAAGUGCAGCAAACGAAGCUGCAAACGUGAUGAAAUAGGCUGAAAUGAACAGCAAAUGAAAGG